UUUUGCUUAACAGUAAUAAUCCCUUUAUGUGACUAGACACUAUACCCUGGAUUCCAUACCGAAUCUGGAGAUAUGAGGUCUACCUUCCGGUUCAUAGGACCCUGAGACAUUACAUGGUGUAAUGUACCUAUAUAAGCAAUGGCUGCUGCUUGUGGCUUUAGUACUGCACAUUGUGCCUCGAGCAACGUGCUUUAUUCAGAGACGAGCACCUGCCAGGGACUUCAAACUGUAUAGCAAAGCUUUGAGAGAACCUAGGUUUCCAAAGACCACUAAGCGUUAUAUGACUACUCGCGCCGGUAAGACUGAGACGAUAUUACACCUGGGUGAGCUUUUACGUCGUAGCAAGGUGGUUCUCAGGUUUACUUAUAAAAGGUUUACUCCAAACGAGCGCCUUUUAUUGAAUCGCAAGUUAAAGUCGUUUAUCUAUACAGGCAAGGACGGUACUCCGCCAUGUGGUAAAUUGCAAAUGGUGAAGAACACGUUGAUUGAGAAGGCCAUGAUAGGUACACCUUGGGAAGUGUUUGCUCCACGUAUGCAUGGUCCAUCAAUGUGUUUCUUUGUUUUUGAUGAUGGCAGGUUACCGCAUAUUUUGGGCGCCAUAGAGCGGCUUCGUGCUACUGACAAGAAGAUUCGUAGGCAUAUAACCUUGGAGAGUGCAUCGUAUGCUGGCAAGGUGGUGGAGCCACCUGAUCUCUUUAGAAUCACGGACUACAGCUCCCGGGAGCAUGUACUAGUUCGUUUGAUGGGUAGUUUGAAUGGUGGUGCUCAACAGGUUGCCAGCGGGGUCAAAUCGGUAAUGUCCAAAUUGGCAAUGGCCCUCAACGAGGUGACUAAAAAGUCAGUUGUUUCGGAGGUUAGCACUACUCUGGUAGAGGUAUCCACGGGCUGAUUACUUUAUAUUUUCAAUGUAGUGUUAC
Messenger RNA from Babesia bovis T2Bo, 917 nucleotides. RefSeq lists its product as uncharacterized. Bases 122 to 889 code for a protein of 255 amino acids. Gene Ontology annotation, biological process: translation. The transcript has a single exon. Gene Ontology annotation, cellular component: large ribosomal subunit. The record is from RefSeq and is a predicted model, not a curated record. Gene Ontology annotation, molecular function: structural constituent of ribosome. NCBI's taxonomy places the organism in Eukaryota, Apicomplexa, Aconoidasida, Piroplasmida, Babesiidae.